GCUCCCGCCGCACCACUUCCGGCAGGCGCUGCGUUGCUGGGGGGCGCGGGCGAGGAUGGCGGCGGAGAACGAGGCCAGUCAGGAGAGCGCCCUGGGCGCCUACUCGCCCGUGGACUAUAUGAGCAUCACCAGCUUCCCGAGGCUGCCGGAGGACGAGCCGGCGCCCGCGGCCCCUCUGAGGGGCCGCAAGGACGAGGACGCCUUCCUAGGAGACCCCGAUACCGACCCGGACUCGUUCCUGAAGUCCGCGAGGCUGCAGCGGCUGCCAUCCACAUCGUCCGAGAUGGGCAGCCAGGACGGGUCACCGCUGCGGGAGACGCGCAAGGAUCCGUUCUCUGCGGCAGCUGCCGAGUGUUCCUGCCGCCAGGAUGGACUCACAGUCAUUGUCACGGCCUGCCUCACUUUUGCCACGGGUGUCACUGUGGCACUCGUCAUGCAGAUUUACUUCGGGGACCCUCAGAUCUUUCACCAGGGUGCCGUGGUGACUGAUGCUGCCCAUUGCACAUCACUGGGCAUCGAGGUGCUCAGUAAACAGGGAUCUUCUGUGGAUGCCGCUGUGGCAGCAGCCCUGUGUUUGGGAAUCGUGGCUCCACACAGUUCUGGCUUGGGCGGUGGGGGCGUGAUGCUGGUACAUGACAUCCGAAGAAAUGAGAGCCACCUAAUUGAUUUUCGGGAGUCUGCACCAGGGGCCCUCAGGGAAGAGGCCCUGCAGAGAUCUUGGGAAACCAAGGUGGGGACCCUGCCUGGGCUCUUGGUGGGGGUCCCCGGAAUGGUGAAGGGGCUACAUGAAGCUCACCAGCUCUAUGGCAGGCUGCCAUGGUCCCAAGUCCUGGCCUUCGCAGCAGCUGUGGCCCAAGAUGGCUUCAACGUGACCCAUGAUCUAGCCCGUGCCCUGGCCGAACAGCCUCCGCCCAAUGCAUCUGAGCGUUUCCGUGAGACAUUCCUGCCGUUGGGCCACCCGCCACUACCUGGCUCACUGCUGCGUCGGCCUGACCUGGCUGCAGUGCUGGAUGUGCUGGGCACCUCCGGCCCUGCCGCCUUCUACGCAGGAGGUAAUCUCACACUGGAGAUGGUGGCCGAGGCCCAGCAUGCAGGGGGUGUCAUAACUGAGGAGGACUUCAGCAACUACAGUGCCCUCGUGGAGAAUCCUGUGUGUGGCGUGUACAGAGGCCACCUGGUUCUCAGUCCCCCACCCCCACAUACAGGUCCUGCCCUCAUCAGUGCUCUCAACAUCCUUGAAGGCUUCAAUCUCACCACACUGGUGUCCCGGGAACAGGCUCUUCACUGGGUGGCAGAGACCCUGAAGAUCGCAUUAGCCCUGGCCAGCAGACUGGGAGAUCCUGUCUACGAUUCUACCAUCACUGAGAGCAUGGAUGACAUGCUUAGCAAGGUAGAAGCCGCUUACCUCCGGGGCCACAUCAAUGACUCCCAGGCGGCCCCUGCCCCACUUCUGCCUGUCUAUGAGCUGGAUGGGGCCCCCACAGCUGCUCAGGUGCUGAUCAUGGGCCCUGAUGACUUCAUUGUGGCCAUGGUCAGCUCCCUGAAUCGGCCUUUUGGAAGUGGCCUCAUCACUCCAUCGGGGAUUCUGCUCAACAGCCAGAUGCUAGACUUCUCCUGGCCCAACAGGACUGCUAAUCACUCUGCACCCAGCCUGGAGAAUUCGGUGCAGCCAGGGAAGCGACCACUGUCUUUCUUGCUGCCCACUGUGGUCCGGCCAGCGGAGGGACUGUGUGGGACCUACCUCGCCCUAGGGGCCAAUGGAGCUGCCCGGGGCCUCAGCGGCCUGACCCAGGUUUUACUGAAUGUCCUGACCUUGAACCGAAACCUGAGUGACAGCCUGGCCCAUGGCCGUCUGCAUCCAGACCUGCAGUCCAACCUUCUGCAGGUGGACAGUGAGUUCACAGAGGAAGAGAUUGAGUUCCUGGAAGCCAGGGGUCACCAUGUGGAGAAGGUAGAUGUCUUAUCCUGGGUCCAUGGCAGCCGAAGAACCAACAACUUCAUCAUUGGUGUGAAGGACCCUCGGAGCCCAGAUGCAGCUGGAGCCACCAUCCUGUAGAACAGCGGGGUGGGGCAGGGGUCUCUGCUCCCCCCCUUUGCAUGUUCCUAGAGUCCCUCCUCCUCCCAGGUUUGGUCUCAGGGGGACCCCAGGGAUGCCCCAGAUCAUGGGCCAGAGAGGGGAUGCUUAACAAACCCUAUCCCAGAGUAACUGGAAAAUUCUCUAUCCAGAGGCCUGUGGUGGUGGUAAUGAUAGUGGUGAUGGUGGUGGUGGUGGUAAGUGUCCGUGUUCACAACCAGGCAGGCAGGACCUUGUCAGGCUGUCUGUCUCUUUCCCUCAGCCAUGCUGGCCCUGAGCUUCAGGAUGUGCUUGCAAACCCUUCUCAAGGGUCCUCACAAACCCAACAUCUCCAGUCUGGCCUGACCUGGAACUUGUCUUCUAGCUCCCUUCUCCUGUCCCCAGCCUCAUUUCUUAAAUGACUAGGAUUUUUUUAAUGGACCAUCCUGCGGAGAGGGUGCUCCUCUCUUCCUCCCACCAAGUUGAGGUGGGGUCUUGCAUCUGGGGGACCCCACGUUGUGGGUAGGGGUGGGGGUGGGGACCAGCUCAGGGGCUUCCAUUUGCAAAGGGGAAUUAAAGAAAGACUAUUGCUUAA
Messenger RNA from Canis lupus familiaris (dog), 2648 nucleotides. RefSeq names its product gamma-glutamyltransferase 7 (gene GGT7). The record is from RefSeq and is a predicted model, not a curated record. Lineage: Eukaryota; Metazoa; Chordata; Mammalia; Carnivora; Canidae. Gene Ontology annotation, biological process: glutathione catabolic process. The transcript is spliced from 15 exons. Gene Ontology annotation, molecular function: glutathione gamma-glutamate hydrolase. Bases 56 to 2056 code for a protein of 666 amino acids. Gene Ontology annotation, cellular component: plasma membrane.